Molecule: messenger RNA, 4039 nt
Organism: Xiphophorus couchianus (Monterrey platyfish)
Lineage: Eukaryota; Metazoa; Chordata; Actinopteri; Cyprinodontiformes; Poeciliidae
Product: single-stranded DNA-binding protein 3
Exons: 18
Coding region: 226-1374 (382 amino acids)
Biological process (GO): positive regulation of transcription by RNA polymerase II
Cellular component (GO): nucleus
Molecular function (GO): protein binding; single-stranded DNA binding
Source: RefSeq, a predicted model, not a curated record
UGUUUCAAGUUCCCCUCUCCGGCUGAAACCCUGCCUGAUUUGUGGGCAAUGUUGGGGAUGUAGAAAAAAAAGAAAGAAAAGGAAACCGGAGCAAAGAGAGCGUAAGGAAGGGAGAGAUAGAGAGACAACACUAACUGGGUAGCUAUGGAGAUAGUAGGUUUUCCUGGUUGCUUUCUUUGACAGGUGUCGAGUGGGAUAAAAUAAAGUGUGAGAACAGCCUCCAAGAUGUACGGCAAGGGUAAAGGAGCUGUGGUUCCCUCCGAUAGCCAAGCGAGAGAAAAGUUAGCGUUAUAUGUGUACGAGUACCUGCUACAUGUGGGAGCACAGAAGUCAGCGCAGACCUUCCUGUCUGAGAUUCGAUGGGAGAAAAAUAUUACAUUAGGGGAGCCACCCGGAUUCCUUCAUUCGUGGUGGUGCGUAUUCUGGGAUUUGUAUUGUGCAGCUCCAGACCGAAGGGAGACGUGUGAACACUCCAGCGAGGCAAAGGCCUUCCAUGACUAUAGCGCAGCGGCAGCGCCGAGCCCGGUGAUGGGCAACAUGCCCCCCAACGACGCCAUGCCAGGUGGUCCCAUGCCUCCAGGCUUCUUCCAGGGACCGCCCGGCUCUCAGCAGUCCCCCCAUGCACAGCCCCCCCCACACAACCCCAGCAACCCCAUGAUGGGACCCCAUGGCCAGCCUUUCAUGUCACCGCGGUAUCCAGGUGGUCCACGCCCCUCACUCCGAAUGCCAAAUCAGCCUGGGGGAAUCCCGGGAUCGCAGCCUCUCCUGCCAAACAGUUUGGACCCAACAAGACCGCAAGGACAUCCUAACAUGGGUGGACCAAUGAGAAUGAAUCCUCCCAGAGGAAUGGCCAUGGGACCACAGAACUACGGAGGCAUGAGGCCUCCUCCCAACUCCAUGGGGGGUCCCAUGCCAGGAAUGAAUAUGGGUCCUGCAGGAAGGGGGCCAUGGCCAGGACCUAAUGCUAACUCAAUAGCUUACUCCUCAUCAUCACCAGGAAACUAUGUGGGUCCACCGGGUGGAGGCGGUCCGCCUGGAACUCCCAUCAUGCCCAGCCCAGGUGAUUCAACCAACUCCAGUGAAAACAUCUACACAAUGAUGAAUCCUAUCGGACCUGGAGGCAACAGACCCAAUUUCCCUAUGGGACCGGGGCCUGAUGGGCCAAUGGGAGCUAUGGGAGCCAUGGAGCCACAUCACAUGAAUGGAUCACUAGGGUCUGGGGAUAUGGAUGGGUUGCCAAAGAGCUCUCCUAACAAUAUGGGAGGUAUGAACAAUCCUCCCGGAACGCCGCGGGACGACGGCGAAAUGGGCGGCAACUUUUUGAACCCAUUCCAAAGCGAAAGUUAUUCACCCAACAUGACGAUGAGUGUGUGAUUUUCUUUUUUUUUUUCUUUUUAAUCUUUCUCCCCCAAUUUUUUGUGACUUUGCACCUGAUUUUUUUAAUUUUUAUUUUUUUAUCAUUUUCUUCAAUCCUAACUUGACCCUUGGACUGACCCGCCUCCUCUCAUCACACACACACCUUUUCUCUCUUGCCCCCCUCCGCCCGACGGCGGCCAUCCUCCACCGCCCCAACCCGCCCUCCGUCUUUCCUCUCUUCCCUUCGGGAACUGGUGUGGCCACGCAGCCUUCUGGGAGCGCCCUCGAGCAUGCUGGGACUCUAAUUAAGGCGGGUCCUCCCGGAGCGUGCAAAAUGGCUGCCGGCGUGAACAGGAAGCAGUCGCAGGGCAACAGGAAGGGCCUCCUCUCAGACUCCGGCCCCAGCCUCCCCGGCUUUCUCUCGGGGUCUAGACAAUGAGCGAGUGGAUGGAGGAGACCGGAGAGCGCCGCCGUCCCUCAUGGACUCUCUUUGCAGCUGCUGGGAAUCUCAUCAACCAGGAUUUUUAUUUUUUUUUCUCAUCUUUAUUGGUUUUUGUUUUUGCUCCCAACAGAUUCCAUGGAGGGCCCUCGAUGUCCCUACAACAUUGUUUGUUUUUUUUCUGUAUGUGUACAUUUGUAACAGAGUUGUUGUGAUGAUCAGUGAACAUGUUUUUCCAAAAUUCUUUUGUGUAUGUAAUGUAUCAUUGAUGUUUUUAUUUUAAUUGUAUUAUUAUUAUGAUAUUGCUAUCAUUUUAAGAUUAAGGUUGUUUUUUUUUGUUUGUUUUUAGGGGCACACUGUUUAAAUGAAGACAGCACAUGCGCGCACGCACACACACACACACACACACGAGUCUCAGAUACAGAUUCCUCUCAUUUAGAAUAUCUUUGCAAAGUUAAUUCGUGUCAGAAAUUCAAUUCAAAAUGUUAAAUUAACCAGAGUUGAAUGUUGUAAGUGUAUAUUUAAGUAAGUGAUUAUAGCUGACGGCUGAUGAAAAUGCAAAAUGCGGUUUCCAACAAAAUUUUAAUGAAAACCAUCAAAAAAAAAAGUUACUGAAAAGCAUGUAAACUCAUUAUAUGCACUCAGUUCUUGAUCCGGGACACUUUUGCAUUAAUUUCUGCAUCAGUAGAUUCUCUGCGGGGGUUUAAGUCAUGCAAGUUUACCAGCUAAUCAAGCUCAGACUGCACCGAAACAAAAAAACUGUGCUGCUGAACAACAGUACAGUCUGACUUUGUGUCGGCUUAAGGAAUGUGACAGCUGUACUCCGUGUUGGUGCAUGUAAUCAUACAAUAGCACAUUUUUCUUCUUCCACCCAGUUUUCCAUUAACAUGCUUAGAGCAGAGUGUUUCAUCACUGUCAGGUCAGAGGUCACAUCUUAGCUGAAGCUGCAUUUCAGAUUUUCUAUUGGCUGUUGACCUUGAUCAGCUGGAUAAAUAUAUCACUCUGUCAGUUUCACAUUUUGAAUUUAAACACUGAAAUAAAUGUUUUGAUAUUCAGACUCACUGAGAAGCACCUGUAAUUUGCUGCGCAUCACAUGGCUUUCUGUGAGCACACUGCCCCCUGCUGGUGGGAUUUUAUUUCAUCCAUUACGGUACCUAUUGAGCAUUUUGAAAACAUCCAGACCUUUUUACUCCCUUGCUCACCAGCAGCUCUGCCUCCUGCUUUUGUAACUUUGCUGCAGUAAAAAAAUAAUAAUAAUAAUGAUGCACAGCUCUAUUUAUUUAUGUACUUUUAAUUUGUUUAUAAAUCCUUUUCUUUUUUUUAAGUGUCAUCCCUGUUUUUGUCGUUGAUUGCAGAAUUGGUAGCAACUGUUUAAAUCUGCAGAUGCACUCAGCAGAGUCCUCCAUCUGAGCCCGAAAGGUUCUGUCCACUCCACCCCACCGUCCUCUGCAAACUUUGCGAUCUUUUUCGUCUGCCUGUGCUGUUUUGGAGCUUGAUUUGCCGAAAGGAAGGUCUGGGAGCCGCAAAUCUCUGCUCCGUUGACUAAAAGAGCGAUAUCCCUCCUCUUCCUCCUCCUCCUCCGUCCUUCUCUCUUUAUUCUCAUCUCUCCAUCAGGCUGGGAUUCUCACACAAACACCACUUUUUUCCCCCCUCCAUCAUUUCUGGAUUGUUUUGUACAACUCUCCAUGUUUUUUGAUUUGUUCUGUUGUUUUUUUUUUUCCUUUUUGUAAAUACUGUAAAAUGCAUUUUGAUAUCAUUGACAUGUUUUGAUAUUUCAAAUCACAACUGAACAGUUGAUCAGUAGCGUGCUGAUUCAGGCAAACUGUGUGUACUUUUAACCAGAAAUGAUAUGAAACUUAAAAAACCGGAGCUGCUAUAGACGAUUAUGCUAUUUCACCUCACAACCCAUAUUACGUGGGGGUUGGGGGGGUCUCUCGGUGCUGCAACUGGACAAAAGGAGGAAAAUUACCUGUAGUUAGUUCUGGGAUAACUCAUCGACACAUGUUUUAAACAUGGUGCCUUUGAGGCGACAAAGAAAAAUACAAAGUAGGAAUUUUUUUCUUCUUCUUCUUUUUGUUUUGCAAUUUUUUGGCAGAAUUUUCAAAGACCGGGUGCAAAAGCAAAUGACACUUGGUCUCGGAUGCACUGCAGCUCAGCUUCUUUUGACUUGACGACAACAACAACAAAAAACACAAACAAACAAAAAAAAAAACAAAGCAGGGCACACAGGACACUGGCUCUCAG